Messenger RNA from Liolophura sinensis, 1200 nucleotides. RefSeq lists its product as uncharacterized. Bases 580 to 1080 code for a protein of 166 amino acids. Lineage: Eukaryota; Metazoa; Mollusca; Polyplacophora; Chitonida; Chitonidae. The transcript is spliced from 3 exons. The record is from RefSeq and is a predicted model, not a curated record.
UUCGCUUUCUUUCCAGUCACUUGCUAGAAACAUUUUGCACAAAGAACAAAGCGGUGACUUGAUUGUGUGCCUUGCGCUGCUGUGGUCUCAGAGGAGCUCUGUCAGUACAGCGCAGACAGACUGUCUGUACAUAUCAAAUCUCCCCCCACAGUCUCCACGAGUAGAUAGAUCGAGAGGUGGGCCUUCACGGGACUAAAGGGCAAGCCGCCGAGCUCUGGGUCAGUGUUCCUACUGCGCCGACGUAUACACACAUGCGGCCGUGAUCCGUAGCUUACACCUCACAGUUCACUCCCAGCGUCUUGACUAGAGAAAGAUGAGGAACGGUGUCGGAGCAGCCAUCAGCUGCCACUCGGGAGAGACUUACUGACGUAUCAUAUCUGGAGACGCUGCCCUUAACCCCUCGAGAUUAACCUCGGCUGGGCGGACUUCACGUAGCCGGCUUUAAAACGGUCAUCCAGUCUUGACACCAGUGGCCGCAAGGGACGUCGUGCGAUGUCCUGAAUUCAGCCGUAUGGACUAGCGUAGAUUUUUGUGCGCCGUCCUAGGACGAAUCAAAGAAGCACUACUCUAGAGGGCACUAUGUUGGCUGAACGGCAGGCCACUACAUUUGCUGAUCGCAUCCAAGUGGUCACGAUUUGGGGCAUACUGGUGAUGGCCUGUAGCAUGUUCAUGUGCCAUGGAUCAGCCUUGCCCCCUUUAGACUCCGCCUUCUCCCUCCCCACAGAGAAAUUCCGCUCUUUAAAGAACUGCACGGAUAAACACUGUCAAAUGAUUUAUCAGCUGAACUUUGACGAGAUCCGCCGAAUAGCCCUCAUCCGACUAGCGGUUCUAAAGAAGAUCCAUUCACGUCUACAUCCGAAGGAAACGCCGACAACAGUUCCACUGCCUAGCGGUGAACCCACGUCACCGCCGGAGACGUCGACAACUCCAAGUCCUCCGUGGCUCUUUGACGAUAUUGUGACAUUCGCUGAAAAGCCAGACCUUGUGAAUCCUCCCGACUACAACGUGGUCAAGUUUAAAGUAGGAAAUCAAAAGGCCAAAAGUCGCUUGGAAGCGAAACGGGCGGACCUGUGGAUUUGAUGCGGUUGAAGCGACCUUCGUCCAAAGGGAAACCAAGACCACGGUCGUUUCGAAGGAGGCGCGGCAAAAAGGUUCACCUCAAAAUCUCCACGGUCAAGGAACCAUUGUCGCGUAAGUCAC